AAAAGAAAUAGAAAUCCAACCCAACUUCUAUAAAUCAAUUUUGCAUAGACGUGGGUGAGAGACUUGAGAGAUCGAUUGUGUUCAUGUCGGCUCAGCUCUACAGGUUUGAAUUCCUUUCAUUUAUAUAGCCGUUGCUUUGCCCCUGAGGUCUUCUCGGUGAAAGAUAAGAGAUUGUAAAGUGAAUUCAGGUUUCAUGUGCUUGUUGAAGGUGGCGGAUCCACGAGAUACAGGUAAGUAUGGAUGGUAUUCGAGGAGGGUCGAUGAGAGAGACACCGAUGAAGGUUCCUCUCAGCCGCCGCCACCACCAACACCACCACCACCACCGCUACCACCGCCAUCGCAACUAGAAGGAACUGAAACAGUGUCAGCGGCACCGAUGUUUUCGGAUUACAAUAGAGAGCGAGAGAUGUCAGCGAUGGUGUCGGCUCUAACUCGUGUGGUAUCUGGUGAUAGGAGUGCAGAAAGGAUGUAUGGAUCGGAUUUUAGUUUAUCUGUUGCAGCAUCAAGUCGAGGUUCAGGUUCUUCUGCUUUACCCUCUUCUUCAUCUUCAUGGAGUGGAGGACAGAAGAGAGGACGUGAAGAAGAGAGUAGUGGUCAGCCUUCUGAAUCAGCUAUGAGGAUUUACAGAAGUUUUGGUGAUUUCAGAACUUCACAAGGAGAAUCAUCAUCAUCAUUUGGUAUUGCAGUGAAAGAAGAAGAUCAGAGCUUUUUGACGACAACAACUGCAACAGCGACGGCAACACCAUCAGUUACCAUUCCCAGAGAAGAGACUACUUCACAGGGGGAAGGAGAGGGAGAGAGGAGAAGAAGAUACAGAGGAGUAAGACAAAGGCCUUGGGGAAAAUGGGCAGCUGAAAUAAGGGAUCCACAUAAAGCUGCAAGAGUUUGGUUGGGCACAUUUGAUACAGCAGAAGCAGCUGCCAGAGCUUAUGAUGAAGCUGCUCUUAGAUUCAGAGGAAACAGAGCAAAACUAAAUUUCCCAGAGAACGUUACUCUGAGGCCACCAAUGCCCAUUUCUCCAGCUACCCAGUUUACCAUUUCGGAUACUCGGCCAACCCUUUUGCCACCACCUCAAAUGCUUCAGCCAUUUAUGCAACCUCCAGUGCUUCAAAGUCAGCUACAGAGUUCUGACCCAACAAGGGAUUACAUUGCCUAUUCUCAGUUGCUUCAGAGUUCUGUAGAUUUUCAGAGACAGCAAUCGAGUCCUUUAGAGCAGAUGUUCUAUUCUUCACCAUUCGCUGCUGCUGCUUUGCCAUCUUCUUAUUCUUCUGCUACCGCCUCGUCUGUUGCUUCUUCCCUUUCUUCUUCAUCUUCUACUUCGUAUCCCCUGCCGUUUGGGAGUAAUCUAGAGAUGGAUUAUUUCAGGCAGCUACAACAGAGACGUGAUCAGGGUGGUGGUGGUGAUGGUAGUAGUGGUAGUGGUGCCUCAGGUUUUCCGCCACCAUCUUGGACGGAAUCCGGUCACUAUCCGCCGUCUUCUUCCAGCUGAUUCGUAUUUUUUGUUAUAGUACUUUUUCCUUUCUGUUUUCAGUACUUGUCUUUAUUCUCUUUGUAUGAUUUUGAUGUGUUUGAUACGGAUUUGCAAAGCACUGUUCUAUUGAAUUUUGUUCAUUAAAGAAAUAGGAUAAAAAUGAGAAGAAAUUGACAUUAUCA
Macadamia integrifolia is the source of this 1653-nucleotide messenger RNA. RefSeq names its product ethylene-responsive transcription factor ERF110-like. Gene Ontology annotation, molecular function: DNA-binding transcription factor activity; DNA binding. NCBI's taxonomy places the organism in Eukaryota, Viridiplantae, Streptophyta, Magnoliopsida, Proteales, Proteaceae. Bases 194 to 1489 code for a protein of 431 amino acids. The transcript has 2 exons. Gene Ontology annotation, biological process: ethylene-activated signaling pathway; regulation of DNA-templated transcription. The record is from RefSeq and is a predicted model, not a curated record.